AUGCCAGGUGAAAUGUCAGUCAAUGCACCCACGUGAUUCGCUGCGAGUCAAGCCGGCCGUGUGUUUGCCGGCAUACGGGCGCGAUAUUAAAAAGCUGUCGCGCUAUUCUCGUGCCAGCUUACGCCGAUUAAACCGCGGCCGCGCAAUAUUUAAUCGUGAAAACGAUGAAACAUCGAUAUAUACGUAUUGUAAUUUACCGUUAAAAUUGGGAUUAUCGUUGUGAAUUAUCAAGUUAACGUUAGUCACCUCCUUUGCAUUGACUAUCUCGUGGAGCAUCAACAAUUGUUCUUUCUCGUGCCGUGACGAUUGCUCGACUUUUUUCUCUCCUACGGCCCUUGCAGUUGUAAUGCAUACAUUGUGAUUACGGAAAACAAUAUUGAAGCGUGACAUGGAGACGACGGCUGAGUGGUUCUGUGAUCCAUACAUCCUUGGAUACGACGAGGCUUGCAUCAAUCUACGCGCAGAAAAUUCGAAUGUCUGGUUUUACCUGCUUUCCGCAGAUUGCGCGCUGUGUCCAUACACUAGGCUGAAACAGAUCGCAGUAAAUCAGAGUUCUUCCGUGACGAUCGAUACUGUCAGAUCCUCGAGCAUCAGAAUCGUGGAUGCCGAGGAUCCUAGCGAAUUUAUAUCCGCUAAAAAUACCAGCGACGUGAUCUGCGAGCUAACACCGAACCUGGGACAAUUCGGUGUGUAUGAACUUGCCGUGCAAAAUCGUAGCUGCGAUUUGAAGGUUCUCACUCCGCCAACUUAUCCUUAUACAGAACUCUUUGUUAUUUUUGGAGUGCUGAUACUCGUUUUGUUCGGCCUGUCCGGCUUGAAAUCGUUGUGGCACGUAUGCAGAGAGAAAUAUGUGAAAAAUAGAGGGGAUGAUACUACGCUGAGACAAUCCGCGAAACGUCGAGUGAAAGCGAUUGAUACGGUUCGAGGGGCGUGUACAUUGUUGAUGAUAUUCGUGAACAAUGGAUCGGGCGGUUAUAAGACUCUCGGUCAUGCAACUUGGAACGGAUUACUUCCGGGGGAUUUGUUGUUCCCUUGCUUCACAUGGAUCAUGGGGUUGUGCAUCCCCAUAGCGAUGUCCAGUCAGAUGAAGCGCACGGCAUCGAAAAGCACGAUAUUGUAUGGAAUCAUUAAGAGGAGUAUCCUUUUGUUCCUGAUUGGAAUGUCCCUUAACACCAUGAGCAGCGGUCCCCAAUUGGAAACCAUUCGUAUAUUCGGUGUUCUCCAACGAUUUGGUCUAACUUAUUUCGUUGUCGCCCUGUUAUACUUUAUCUUUAUGUCGAGGAAAUCAAGCAAGAUACAAUCUCCAAUGUUACGAGAAGUGCAAGAUUUCCUUCUACUUCUUCCUCAAUGGUGCGUGAUGCUCGUGAUAGUGGCCGUUCAUUGUGUCAUCACAUUCUGUUUGCACGUUCCAGGAUGUCCCACUGGAUACCUUGGGCCUGGUGGUCUUCACGACGAUGCGAAGCACUUUGACUGCGUGGGCGGCGCAGCAGGCUAUGUCGACAGAAUGGUACUCACAGAAGCUCAUCUGUAUUACUCAGCUUCGGUUUAUAAAUCUGGACCGUACGAUCCAGAAGGAAUUUUAGGUACUCUCACCACGGCGUUCCAAGUUUUUCUUGGCCUGCACGCUGGCAUAAUCAUGAUGACUUACAAGGACUGGAAAGAACGCGUAAUCAGAUGGUUAACGUGGGCUGCGUUCCUUGGCUGCAUAGGUUGCGUUCUUCAUUUCACCAACGUGAUCCCUGUCAAUAAGAAAUUAUGGUCACUGUCAUUUGUAUUUGUGACCACAUCUUUUUCCCUGGCCUUCCUCUCCGCUUGCUACUUGCUCGUGGAUGUCGUCAAGGUGUGGAACGGUGGACCUUUCCGAAUCCCUGGUAUGAAUGGAUUGUUGCUGUACGUUGGCCACAUGGUGUGCUACCAAAAUUACCCUUUUCACUGGAGCAUCGGUAGCAUGGAAAGCCGAGCACUCCGUUUAUGCGAGGCCAUUUGGGGCGCUGGAUUAUGGGCUGUCAUUGCGUACGUCAUGCACGCGAAACGCACUUAUAUCACUCUGUGAUAAUUUACUUUCAACACAUUUUAUAUGCAUAUUGUAUUUAUCAUUAUCCAAAUGAGAAAUGAUCGGAGAUUGCAAAUGGCAGAGGAGAAUAGACUGAUCUGAAAUGAGGAUUAAUGUGAACUUUACAAAUAAUUUAUUUUACACAACUUACAUAAAUAUAGCACAAUGAUAAGAUCGAGGUAACAUGACGGUAUUGGUGCGAAUGCACGUUCGCAUCGAUUCCUUUUCUUUCUCGAGAAGAUGACGAAACAGGGAAUCAUCGCGACCAGUCGCCGAUUCAGCUCAAUUUCCCAAGUAGCAGAGAGAAACCAGUCGCGUGAUUCGAUAAAAGUGGAUAUCGUUAGCCUUCGAUCGUUCGAAUGAUCGAUCGAUCGAUCUCCCUAAGGAUCAUCGUGUUCUAACAAUAUGCACACACCGUGGGAUUAGAAGGUAGAGGGAAAAAAAAAGGAGUGAAGAGAAAAGAAAGUGGAAGGGACAAGACGAAAUACUAUACGGGGGCAACAAAUACGAUGGCGUGACGUGAAAAGAUGUCAGGAGAACUCCUGGCGGUAUCGAUGGUCGUCGCGUUAAAACGAAUCGCUACGAAUCGUCGUAAACAAAA
Messenger RNA from Frieseomelitta varia, 2654 nucleotides. RefSeq names its product heparan-alpha-glucosaminide N-acetyltransferase-like. The record is from RefSeq and is a predicted model, not a curated record. NCBI's taxonomy places the organism in Eukaryota, Metazoa, Arthropoda, Insecta, Hymenoptera, Apidae. The transcript has 13 exons. The coding region runs from base 389 to 2053 and encodes 554 amino acids.